This is a messenger RNA of Arabis nemorensis, 585 nucleotides long. Lineage: Eukaryota; Viridiplantae; Streptophyta; Magnoliopsida; Brassicales; Brassicaceae. The record is from the annotation of a GenBank genome assembly.
AUGUCAUCGGGAGGAUUCUCCAUUAAAGCUAGAGGAUUAGGUAAUAACAAUAAUGGAGGAGGAGGAGGAACGGGGACGAAGUGUGGACGGUGGAAUCCAACGGUGGAGCAAGUGAAGCUUCUAACGGAUCUAUUCAAGGCCGGGCUACGAACACCGAGCACCGAUCAGAUUCAAAAGAUCUCUACGGAGCUGAGUUUGUACGGUAAGAUCGAGAGCAAGAACGUGUUCUAUUGGUUCCAAAACCAUAAAGCUAGGGAGAGACAAAAGCGCCGUAAAAUCUCCACCGUCGAUUUUGAUCAUCGUCAAGACACAAAUCUCUCUCGUCCUCAUCGAGACAACCAACGUUUUCAUCAACCACCACGUAAAGAUAUAUUUGAAGUAUGUGAAGAAGAGGAAGAGAAGGUGAUAGAGACGUUGCAACUCUUUCCAUUAUCGAAGGUUGAGAGAGUGAGAGCAAAUGUUACUAUUGCAAGCCACAACGAAUACAUAAGAGAGCAUGCCAAUACGACGACGUUUUCCACAUACUCAUCAUGUGGAGCUGAGAUGGAACAUCCACCGUUGGAUCUCCGAUUAAGCUUUCUAUGA